AUGGGUGAGGAAUGGGAUUUCAUCCUGUUGCCCUCUAGAGGAAAUUCUGGUGGUAUUAUGGUGAUAUGGAGGACUAAUGUGGCUUCUUUUUCUUUGAUCAAGUCAUUAGACCAGUGUUUCUUGGGAGAGUUGGAGAUUUUCAACAAAAACAAAUGGAUGAUAGCUACAACUUAUGGUAACAGGGAGUACCAAGGUAGAAGAGAUUUGUGGAAUUAUUUUGAUGGUGUGGUUGAACAGGAAACUCCAGCAGUUUUUGGAAGUGAUUUCGACUGCAUAAUUUCACAGGAUGAGAAGAAUGGUGGAAUGAAAUUUUCUUUCUCACUUGGGCCUUUGGAAAUGAAGGUUUUUAUGAACAAUAAUGACUUACAUGAUAUAGGUAUUAUUGGUGCUAAAUUUACUUGGUGUAAUAACAAGAGUGGAAGUGCACGGAUAGUAGAAAGACUAGAUAGAUGCAUGAUGAAUUCUAAAGCUUUGGAGCUGCAACAAGUUCAUAAAUCCAGAUUUCGCAAAUUUGAGGAUGUGUGGAUAUCUUAUGCAGCAGCGACUUCUGUGAUCAAGAAUUCUUGGGCCAAAUUAGAUAAUUUGAGGAAGGAGAUUGAAAAUCUUCAGCAGGAAGAAGCUUCAGAUUUACUGUUUCCGGACAACAAAGCUUUAAUCCUUAGAACCAAAGUCAAGGAAUUCAAUAGUACUCUUGCAAGGUUGAAUACAUGGUGGAAACAAAGGGCAAAAUCCAAGUGGAUGAAGGAAGGGGAUGUGAACACUUCCUUCAUUCAUGCAUUUACUAAUGGAAGAAGAAAUAGAAAUACUAUCAAGAAACUAAGAAAGGAGGAGGGAGAAUUAGUCGAAGACCAAUAUUGUUUAAGAAGAAAUUUCUUUCAGUUUUUUUGUAAGAAAUGGAAAUACAAAGAUUGCAUUCUUGAAUAUUGGCCUAUGAAUGAGAACAUCUUGAAACAUGAAGAAUGUGAAAUCCUGGAUUCUGAAGUCAAGCUAGAAGAAGUUGAAUAG
Dendrobium catenatum is the source of this 1005-nucleotide messenger RNA. RefSeq lists its product as uncharacterized. The transcript has 3 exons. Lineage: Eukaryota; Viridiplantae; Streptophyta; Magnoliopsida; Asparagales; Orchidaceae. The coding region runs from base 1 to 1005 and encodes 334 amino acids. The record is from RefSeq and is a predicted model, not a curated record.